CCAAUGUGGAGGCGGAGGGAGGAGGGCCCAAAGACAUGUCCCUUCACGUUCGCAACAGCUGAAAACGGAGAAGGAAACUCGCUAGAGCAUUUUUUACCAGCGCAGGAGGCUUCGCCGUCCCACUUUCACCCCAGAAGCCCUCCCGUACUCCAGUACUCUGGGGGGGUGGCAGUCCCGCACCCGCCGGGUGAUGAACAUCGCAAGGAGAAGAGGCUUUUACAGACAGGAGGUGAACAAAACCCUCUGGGAGCUGCCCAGGAGAUACACGUCCCUUCACCCGGUGGGGUCCGGAGCCUACGGCUCGGGGUGUUCAGCCAUAGACAAGAAGACAGGGGAGAAAGUGGCUAUCAAGAAGCUCUGCCGCCCGUUCCAGUCGGAGAUCUUUGCCAAGAGAGCGUACAGAGAGCUCAUGCUGUUGAAGCACAUGCAGCAUGAGAACGUCAUCGGGCUGCUUGAUGUCUUCACCUCUGCCACCUCCUACCAGGGAUUCCAGGACUUCUACCUGGUGAUGCCAUACAUGCGGACAGAUUUACAAAAGAUCAUGGGACAUGAAUUCAGUGAUGAAAAGAUCCAGUACCUGGUCUACCAGAUGCUGAAAGGGCUGAAGUAUAUUCAUUCAGCCGGAAUCAUCCACAGGGACCUGAAGCCAGGCAACCUGGCUGUGAACGAGGACUGUCAGCUGAAGAUCUUGGAUUUUGGCUUGGCCAGACACGCUGAUGCCGAAAUGACCGGCUACGUGGUUACGCGCUGGUACAGAGCGCCAGAAGUCAUUCUGAACUGGAUGCAUUACAACCAGACAGUGGAUAUCUGGUCUAUUGGCUGCAUCAUGGCAGAAAUGCUGACUGGGAAAACGCUGUUUAAAGGAAAAGACUACCUCGAUCAACUGACUCAGAUCCUGAAAGUAACGGGGCACCCAGGAGAAGACUUCGUGGAGAAGCUGGAGGACAAAGCGGCUAAGAGUUACAUCAAGUCACUUCCUAAAAUCCCCAAGAAGGAUUUGUCUGUGCUUUUCCCCAAAGCCAACCCGCAGGCAGUGGACCUGCUUGACAAGAUGCUGCAGCUGGAUGUGGAAAAGCGCCUUACAGCGACGGAGGCGUUGGCUCACCCCUAUUUUGACCAGUUCCGAGACGUCGAGGAGGAGACAGAAGCGCAACAGUCCUACGAUGAUUCUCUGGAACAUGAAAAGCUUUCGAUAGAUGAGUGGAGAAAGCAUAUUUACAAGGAGAUCUUGUCCUUCAGCCCCAUUGCACGGAAGGACUCAAAGAAGCGAAGUGGGAUGUCAUUGUAGCGGCGGGCACGGCUGUAGCUGGGAUUCACUUCUCCGGGAUGACGGGUCGGAUUUACUCCACGCUGCCGUGCUGGUGGCCGUCGUUUGGCCUGAGGGACUUCUCUGUGUGCAAACACAAGGAUGGCACCGUGCUGUGGGCAUUGGACUUUGUUCUGCUAAAGGGGGAAGCGCCCCAAACAGUUUUUGACACAAGAUAAAUGUAUUCUCAUUGAAACU
Pelecanus crispus (Dalmatian pelican) is the source of this 1504-nucleotide messenger RNA. It is a transcript of the gene MAPK13, whose product is annotated as mitogen-activated protein kinase 13. Gene Ontology annotation, biological process: protein phosphorylation; MAPK cascade. Lineage: Eukaryota; Metazoa; Chordata; Aves; Pelecaniformes; Pelecanidae. The record is from RefSeq and is a predicted model, not a curated record. Gene Ontology annotation, molecular function: ATP binding; MAP kinase activity.